AUGGACCCGAUUGUGGACCCAAUGGACCCGAUUGUGGACCCAAUGGACCCGAUUGUGGACCCAAUGGACCCGAUUGUGGACCCAAUGGACCCGAUUGUGGUGAUCGGCGGAGGCAUUGGUGGUGUCGAGUGUUGCCAACAGUUGGCACAACAAUUGCCUCAAAGAGCUAUUGUUUUGAUCAGUAGUUCAGAUAUGAUUAAAGUGUCGACAGUUAGAAGAAUCGGUCAAACAAUGGAUGAGUUGAAUGUCUCCGAAGAAAGUCAUCACUAUUUAUGCCAUAAAUAUGACAACAUUGCCAUUAUAUGCGAUCAAGUGAUGUCUUUGAGUGCUUCCGCACAUUCAUUAUCACUAAAGAGUGGACAGACUGUCAGAUACGACAAAUUGUGUGUCUGUUUGGGCGCCAAACCAAAAAUGAUUGAAAUGCAAGACUCGGUGAAAGACAGGAACCGAUUAAGUGAUUAUAUAUUAGUUAUUAGAGACACACAAACGGUUCAUGAAUUGCACAACAGAUUAAAGAGUUGUCAACGAGUGGUGAUUGUGGGCAAUGGAGGCAUCGCUACAGAACUGGUCCAUCAAAUAGUGAAUUGUCAACUCAUUUGGUGUAUGAAAGAUGAGUCAAUGGGUGCCCCAUAUUUCGAUGCAAUGGCCGCUCAAUUCCUGUCCAAUCGAUUGAAUGCUGAGCCCCAAGACUGUACCGCCGAUGACUGUCCAAACAUUUCCAAACGUCUUAACUAUCGUAUUGUAAACAUUGAACAAAAUGUCACCCAAACUGAUCAACCAUUUGGUGCCGCUUUGGGACCCGAUUGGAGUCAAAUGCAGCCAAUGGUAGGCUCUAUAGUGGGCGCCAAGAAUGUCACCAUUGAAGCCAAUUGUGAGGCAAAGAGUAUUUAUGAUUGUUUUGAGUCAAUCGAUAUCUCGAAAAAGCCUUUUAUAUACAAAUCCGAAGAGACUAAUGAUUGGCCGGUAUUUGUUGAGCUCACAAAUGAUGCCAUUUAUGGCUGCGAUCUGAUUAUCUGUGCGACUGGAGUGGUGCCCAAUACGGCACCUAUUCUUGAAGGCAAUCACUUUCAUAUUGGAUCCGAUGGAGGCCUUAAAGUGAGAUUUGCCACAUAAUUCUUGUUAUGUAAUUGUUAUAUAAUCGGUCG
Medioppia subpectinata is the source of this 1145-nucleotide messenger RNA. NCBI's taxonomy places the organism in Eukaryota, Metazoa, Arthropoda, Arachnida, Sarcoptiformes, Oppiidae. The record is from the annotation of a GenBank genome assembly.